Molecule: messenger RNA, 2219 nt
Organism: Galleria mellonella (greater wax moth)
Lineage: Eukaryota; Metazoa; Arthropoda; Insecta; Lepidoptera; Pyralidae
Gene: Aanat
Product: arylalkylamine N-acetyltransferase 1-like
Exons: 6
Coding region: 290-934 (214 amino acids)
Molecular function (GO): N-acetyltransferase activity
Source: RefSeq, a predicted model, not a curated record
UCUCUAUAUUCAAACGCGAGCUGAAAAACAAAAGACAAAUAAUCUACCAUGACCAUGGCAUAAUUAGUUCCAUGCAUGAAUCACAACAUCGAUAACGAAAUAGGAGAAGACAAAACAUUUAAAUAUUUUAAGUGUAACUCUGUAAGACAGCCGAAGAUUACUAAUUUUAGAAUUUUACAUUACCUUUUGUAUGUGAAACUUUAAGAAGUUAGCUCGUGAUUGUGAUUUGGCUCAGCUCGGGGACGAGCUACCAGCUCAGCUGGCUGAGCUCGGCUUACGUCCUCGGAAGAUGGCCCAGCCAUCAUAUACUAUCCGCAGAAUUACUUCCGAAGACACCGAUGCAGCUCUCCAGUUCCUCAGAAAUUUUUUCUUCCUUGACGAACCUAUGAACUUGGCAGUAAAUUUGCUAGAGACACCAGAGUCACGAUGCAUAGAAUUAGAAGAGUAUUCAAUGAGCUCCAUCAGCCAGGGAAUAUCAGUUGCAGCUGUCGAUGAGAAAGGAGAAUUCGUGGGUGUCGUCAUCAACGGCCUUGCUAGGAGAGAGGAAGUAGACUACACAGACAAAUCUGAAGACUGUCCAAAUGAGAAAUUCAGACGUAUCCUGAAGGUGUUAGAGCACUUGAAUCGAGAGGCUAAGAUCUGGGAGAAACUUCCAGAAUCAUGUGAUAAGGUCAUUGAAGUCAGAAUAGCCUCUACACACUCAGCUUGGCGCGGAAGGGGUCUGAUGAGGGUACUCUGUGAAGAAUCUGAACGGAUAGCUAAAGAAGUGGGUGCAAGUGCGAUGCGCAUGGACACCACAUCGGCGUACUCCGCUGCAGCGGCCGAGAGGCUGCGCUACAGAAGUGUUUACCAAGUGUUAUACUCAGAUCUGCCGUACGCACCGCAACCAAAAGCGCCACAUGUUGAAGCUAAAGUCUACAUCAAAGAACUGUAAUAACACAAAACGAUAUCGUCAAUGAACAAGGUCUUAUUAUUAUAGUAACAGGUUCUUCUAAACCUACCGCAAGCACCAGUCUCUCACAAAAUUGGUCUUCAUAUCAAAUUGUACCUCAAGUUGUCACUUUAUUCUACCUUUUGUGAAGAGAAAAUAAACCAUUCAUUAAUUCAACUAUAAAUAUAGAUUAAGUAUACUGUAAGAUCUCAAGGUCUGACGGAUCUAUAAAUCCAUUCACGAUCCUUCAGAUAUGUAUUACUCGAUGUAACCUAAGAAUGUGUCAACACCCACUUUUUCUCGACACAGGGAUUAAUAUUAUCUCAGACCGAAUUAUUGCAAUGACCUAUUUAUUGCAAAAUAAUGCCCUUCACUCCCUCCCUUACAAAAAACUAUAAACACGGCAAUACGGCUGAAAAUGAGUCAUAUGUAGUUUAGAUGCCAAACGGUUAAUACCAUGCUCCUAGUAGCGAUUUAUUAAUUUACUUGAAAAUGCCUCGUUUAAGUGAAACAAGUGUCACAAAACGUGCGUGGAUGAAAUGGCAGUCGGAGAUUUAUGGCUAAUAUGAAAGGUUAUAGCACUUCUGGUAUUAAUAAUAGUAGUCAAUCUUCAAGUGUUGGCAGUCGCACAUAUACUAAGCGCUUAUAAUGAGGCAAGGGUUAUUUAUCAUAUUGCCUACAUGUGUCAUAUACACUAGAAUUAAAUUGCGCCUAAUUAUAAAUAAGUAUUCAUAAAUUGGUAGGUCUAUGUUGAAAGCGGGAUAAUUUAUUCAAUACCUAGUUAGACAAUUACAAAUGUAGUUGGCAAUAUUUUUUGUAAUGUAAAUUGUGAAAAAAUCAAAUAACUAGAUAUUAUCAAUUAGAAUAUUGUAACAUUUCUAUGAGAGUUAAAGAAACUUGUGGCAUCAUUUCGAGAAAUUGUAUCAACUUCGGAAAGUAGAAAGUUAUUAAAAUUUGAGUUUAUACUGCGUUUUUUAUUUUAAAACUUAUGUAUAACGAUGUGUAUAUAUAUAAAAGCAAUUUUAUUAAAUUACUAUAUUUGUCAUUUACGACAAUUGUUUCAAUGUUAUCCGUAAGUCUUCUCUAGGGAGCGGCGGCGCUUUGCGUCGCGUCUUGUCUCGAUACAAAAAAUAAAAUAAAAAAAAUCCCAUUAUACACACACACACACACACACACACACACACACACACACAUACAUAUAUAUACACGUAUAUACUAUGUAUGUUAUUCAUCUUUGUAUUACAUGUAAUAUAAUACCUCUAAUUAAAAAAAACACACACACACUUAA